GUCCUCCCAUUCUCACCGUGCAUGCGUGGCUCAGGGAGUGCGCAGCACGGCGAUCGGCGAUGCGCCGUGUCCAAUCACAGCUGAUCACUGAUCAUCAGGGCACUGAUGAUCAGUGUGCCCUGAUGUUCAGUGUAGCCCCAGCAGUGCCACCUGUCAGUGUCCAUCAGGGCCUUGUGUCAGUGCUCAUCAGUGCCUCGUAUCAGUGCCUACCAGUGCACAUAAAUGCCACAUAUCAGUGCCCAUCUGAGCUGCCUUUCAGUGCCACCUAUCAGUGGCGCCUAUCAGUGCCAGUCAGUGGCGCCUAUCAGUGCCAGUCAGUGCCGCCUAUCAGUGUGCAUCAGUGCCGUGUCAGUACUGCCUGUCAG
Messenger RNA from Staurois parvus, 365 nucleotides. The record is from the annotation of a GenBank genome assembly. Lineage: Eukaryota; Metazoa; Chordata; Amphibia; Anura; Ranidae.